AUGUUCGUUUUUGCGGCCAUCACAUUGAACGUCCACCCAUCGACAACUAACCACACAGCAGUCAAAAUGGUUGCCGCUAAGAAGCAUGUCGCGAUCGUCAAGAAGCACGCAAAGCGCUUCAACCGUCACCAGUCGGACCGCUUCAUGCGCGUUGACCCCUCAUGGCGCAAGCCCAAGGGUAUCGACAACCGUGUCCGCAGACGCUUCAAGGGCCAGGCUGCUAUGCCCAAGAUCGGAUACGGCUCCAACCGCAAAACCCGCCACCUGAUGCCCAGCGGCCACAAGGCUUUCCUCGUCAACAAUGUCGCCGAUGUUGACCUCCUCCUCAUGCACAACACCACCUUCGCCGCAGAGAUCUCUCACUCGGUAUCGGCACGAAAGCGUAUCGACAUCCUUGCCCGCGCCAAGCAGAUCGGUGUCAAGGUCACCAACGGAAAGGCUCGCGUCAAGACUGAGUCGUAG
Molecule: messenger RNA, 462 nt
Organism: Plenodomus lingam JN3
Lineage: Eukaryota; Fungi; Ascomycota; Dothideomycetes; Pleosporales; Leptosphaeriaceae
Gene: CRP63
Product: 60S ribosomal eL32 domain-containing protein
Biological process (GO): translation
Cellular component (GO): ribosome; cytosolic large ribosomal subunit
Molecular function (GO): structural constituent of ribosome
Source: RefSeq, a predicted model, not a curated record